Molecule: messenger RNA, 1212 nt
Organism: Ostrea edulis (European flat oyster)
Lineage: Eukaryota; Metazoa; Mollusca; Bivalvia; Ostreida; Ostreidae
Exons: 6
Coding region: 90-773 (227 amino acids)
Source: RefSeq, a predicted model, not a curated record
UGGAAAAAGCUGUUCUGAUACCUCUUCCUUACUAUUAGAAAUUUUCAUUGUAAAUAUUAAGCAAUCGAGGCGAUAUUUGGAAAAAGACAAUGACAUAUCUAAGGCGAUGUUUAUGUGUUAUUCUGUGCUUCACGAUGGAUAUUCCUAAGAAAGUCCUGUGCUUUCCCCAAAAUGAAAGGAAAAUAUGUUUGGAACAAGCUUUACAAGUGCAUGCAAUGAUGGCCGACCAAAACUGUCCUCUACAGGAUCUAUCAAAUAGGCACAAAGGUAAUAAUACAUGUUCGAUGUCAUGCAAAGCAAUAUAUGUGUUCAAUAAUGAUCUAUUCGAUAAAGAUCAUUGUGUUGAAUACAAAAUCAAUUUUCACUAUAAUGAAAUGAAAUCAACACAGAUGACAGACAGUCUAUGUGAUAUUAAAAAGUGCAUAAUCGAAAAUAUAACCAUUGAAUGUUGGACGCAGGGCAACAAUCCAGACCAGCUUAAUAUAUUCGAACACAACAAAGAGAAUGGAAAUGAAUGUCUUGGUCCAGGUAUAAUUGCUGUCCUAAUUGUGACCUGCUUCGUUGUCGGGUGUCUCUUUGGAAUUGGAAUCCUACGUGUGAAUUACAACCUCCUGAAUCGGCACAAAGACAAUCGAUUCCCGUCACCAGUAUCCUAUCAGCCUAGUCACCAAGAGAGAAGUGGUUUACCUGAGGGCAGAGUCAUCAUCAAUCCAUUAGAGGCAGAAUAUGCUGGUAUCGAAGAUAAUUUUAGAGUACAUUAUUCCGAGUCAUAGAUUUUAAAAGAAAUGUUUUUAUGGUGAUCUUUAAAAGCGAAGACAUGGACAAGUCUUGUCUAUCUUGUUUACAGGCAACACUUUGUAAAGGCUACGGUUGUUAAAACCAUCUUAUUUGCUAUUAUACAUUUAUUGCAUGAUAGUGAGGGAGAUAUGAAGAUUUAUUCACCCAAGAAAAAUCAUACGAAAUACAGUGAUAUGAUAACCAGUUUUUGUAUUUCCAUUCUCCUUAAAUGCUAAUUUACUUGCUUGUUUUUGUAUCAACCAAAACCAUACGAUUCAACUGUGUAUUAGAGACCCACAUAUUUUCUGCCUUACGAACUGUGAAAGUAGAAUGACUUAUUGUGACGUCACAAUAGACUUCGUCUACCUUGACGUUAAAUUUAUGGAAAUUGCACGAGUCUGCCCAAGGGCUAAAUAUGAUAGGGAGAUAUGAUGU